AUGCAAAUCCACACCCUUUUCGCCCUGGCCACUGUGGCAACCGCACACUUCCACCUCGUCUCCCCACCAUCUCGCGGCUUCAACGCAGACACAAUGGCCACCUUCCCCUGUGGCAGUUUAUCUCAAAUGACUGACAGAACGAAAAUUCCCCUCUCGGGCUCGAUUCCCAUCGACCUCAAGCUGGGCCACACCCAAACAGCCCUAACCGUCCUCCUCGGUCUGGGCAAUGACCCGGGCACAAACUACAACAUCACCCUUCACCCGACUUUCGGCGUCCAGGGCGCCGGCGAAUUCUGUCUUGCGGAUAUCGAGUAUAACGCAAAGAUUCUUGGCGUGGACGUCGUCAACGGGAUGAAUGCCACGCUGCAGGUGCAGAGUAAUGGUGAUCCGCAGGGUGGUCUUUAUGCGUGCGCUGACCUCCAGUUUGUUUCGAACGCUACCCUUGACAAGUCUUCUUGCUCCAAUGAUACCAAGCUCCACGCGGUUGAAUUUACGGGUGACUCGGCUAAACGCACGGCGAAUGCCUCUACUGCCUCGGGUGCUGCGCAAGGAUCCGACUCCAGUUCCAAGGAAAAUGGUGGACGAGCAUUGGAGCUUGCGUCGUGGGGGGGUUUUCGGUGCGGCGUUGAUGGGUGCUUUUGCUCUCAUGUAGAGUUUGGCGGUCACGAUACUUUCUCCAAAAGGUUCAUGGACAGCUGGGGGAUUCCGAAUUUGCGAUAUUAUGUGACAGGUGGCUGCGACUGA
Penicillium waksmanii is the source of this 744-nucleotide messenger RNA. RefSeq names its product putative GPI anchored protein. The record is from RefSeq and is a predicted model, not a curated record. Lineage: Eukaryota; Fungi; Ascomycota; Eurotiomycetes; Eurotiales; Aspergillaceae. The transcript is spliced from 2 exons. The coding region runs from base 1 to 744 and encodes 247 amino acids.